Molecule: messenger RNA, 1374 nt
Organism: Bombyx mandarina (wild silkworm)
Lineage: Eukaryota; Metazoa; Arthropoda; Insecta; Lepidoptera; Bombycidae
Product: DDB1- and CUL4-associated factor 13
Biological process (GO): maturation of SSU-rRNA from tricistronic rRNA transcript (SSU-rRNA, 5.8S rRNA, LSU-rRNA)
Cellular component (GO): nucleolus; small-subunit processome
Molecular function (GO): protein binding
Source: RefSeq, a predicted model, not a curated record
AUGUCUAACGUAAAAAUUAAAGUUAUAAGUCGUAACCCAGAAGAUUAUUUGCGCGCUACGAAACGAGAUAUUCAGAAAAUACCUCGCAACUAUGACCCGAGCUUGCAUCCACUAGAAGCACCCCGUGAAUAUGUGCGUGCUUUGAAUGCUGUAAAAUUAGAGAGGGUAUUUGCCAAGCCCUUUAUUGGUUGUUUAGAUGGUCACAGAGAUGGGGUUUCUACUAUGGCCAAGCAUCCUAGCCAACUAGCAGUUCUAGCUAGUGGAGCAUUUGAUGGUGAAGUACGUAUUUGGGACUUAACUGUACGGAAGUGUACAAGAAAUUUUGUUGCUCAUGAGGGAUGGGUGAGAGCUUUAUGUUACAAUCCAGAUGGAAAGCAUUUUAUGAGUGUUGGUGAUGACAAAACUAUUAAAACGUGGAAAGCUGAAGCUGUUACAGAGGAAGAUGAGGAACCCACUAAUACAUUGCUAAGCAUGUCAGUGGUGUCUGGUAUAACACAUCAUAGAAACAAACCAAUCUUUGCUACCUGUGGUGAACAGUGUCAACUGUGGGAAAACACAAGAAAUGAACCAAUUAAAGUUUUUAAAUGGGGCGUAGAUAGCUUACAUCAUGUUUCAUUUAACCAGGUUGAAUACAAUUUGUUGGCUUCUUGUGCUAGUGACAGAAGUAUUAUUUUAUAUGACUGCCGUGAAUCUGGUCCUCUGAGGAAAGUUGUAUUGGAGUUACGAUCCAAUGCACUCUCCUGGAACCCUAUGGAAGCAUUCAUCUUUACAGUAGCUAAUGAAGACUAUAAUUUGUACACAUUUGAUGUAAGGAGACUAAAAGAACCAGUGGCCAUUCACAUGGAUCAUACGUCUGCCGUGAUUGAUGUUGACUAUGCGCCAACUGGCCGUGAAUUUGUCGCGGGUAGCUAUGACAAAACUAUCAGAAUAUUCCAGAAUGACAAAGGACACUCCCGAGAUGUUUACCAUACAAAAAGAAUGCAGCGAUUAACCUGCGUGAAAUGGUCUCUAGAUAAUAAAUAUGUAAUGAGUGGAUCUGACGAAAUGAAUAUAAGAAUGUGGAAGGCCAGGGCAUCUGAAAAACUUGGUGUGCUUAAGCCUCGUGAAAGACAAGCUCUUAAUUAUGCGGAAGCCCUAAAGGAGAAGUUUGCGACGCAUCCACAAGUGAAGCGUAUCGCUCGUCACAGACACGUCCCUAAACACAUACUGAAUGCGCAGAAAGAACUACGAACUAUCCGAGAGAAAACGAAGAGAAAAGAAGCAAAUAGACGCGCCCACAGUAAAAAGGGGACAAUACCGGUUGUUUCUGAGAAAAAGAGACAUGUCGUUAAAGAAGACGAAUGAUUGUGUUAAUGUGAAUGUUAUAAUAAAAUA